UUUAUUCAACUUGAGAAAAUCGGUUGGAACUGUACAGUCCUGAAAAUGUCUUGGAACGCUUUGAUUACGGCGAACCAAAGAUUGCCCUUCCGGGAGGGCAAGGACAGCGACUAUUUCCAAUCCUAUUCGCGCUUGGAGACCCACAUGAACAUGCUGAGGGACUCGGUACGCACGGAGGCUUUUCGCGAUGCCAUCCUCCAGAGCCGGGAGCUGUUCCGGGACAAGAUCGUCUUGGAUGUGGGCUGUGGCACGGGCAUACUAUCCCUUUUUGCCGCCGAAGCCGGAGCCAGCAAAGUUCUAGCCGUGGAAAGCACCGACAUAGCGGAUAUAGCCGAGGAAAUAGUAAGGGACAAUCAGAAGGAGGAUGUGGUGAAGGUGGUCAAGGGAUUGGUGGAGCAGGUGGAGCUGCCCGACGGCAUUGAGAAGGUGGACAUCAUAAUCUCCGAGUGGAUGGGAAAUGCUCUCUAUAUGGAGGCCAUGAUAAACUCCGUGCUGUUUGCCCGGGAUAAGUGGCUUACCCGUGGUGGGCUAAUCCUGCCCAGCGCUGGAAACCUCUGGGUAAUCGGAGCCCAUGAUCCGCAUCGGCUGGCCAAUCUCAACUUUUGGCGCAACGUGGAGGGCAUCGAUAUGAGCUGUGUGAGGAAGCCAUUCUCCCAGGAGCCCUUGGUGGAGUGUGUGCCCAUCCAGCAGCUGCUAACCGACGAGUGCUUCAUACACUCCACCCACCUGACUGUGGCCCCCAAUCUGCCAGUGGACUUUCGAUCGAACUUUCAGUUGAAAGUCAAGCGAACUGGAAUUAUCAAUAUGCUGGUCCUCUAUUUUGAUGUGCGGUUUCCGGCGGGCAACUCGGAAGAAGCCGUCACCCUGUCCACCUCGCCGCAUUCGCCAUGGACCCACUGGGAGCAGACGGUGCUCCAUCUGGACGAUCCACUGUAUGUGAGGACCAAGGAUCGGGUGCGCGGAGUGCUGGCCAUGACGCCCACUGGAGAAGAUGGUCGCUGCAUGAACAUUGACCUGCACAUCAGCUUCCGUGGCGAUAGAACGCGAGUGGAGAGCUUCAAGUGCUUCUGCUCAGCGAGUUGAACUUGGAAUCCACUUGGAAUUUAGAAAUAUAAAAAUGUUGAACC
Molecule: messenger RNA, 1127 nt
Organism: Drosophila erecta
Lineage: Eukaryota; Metazoa; Arthropoda; Insecta; Diptera; Drosophilidae
Gene: Art6
Product: protein arginine N-methyltransferase 1
Exons: 2
Coding region: 46-1083 (345 amino acids)
Biological process (GO): peptidyl-arginine methylation
Cellular component (GO): nucleus
Molecular function (GO): protein-arginine N-methyltransferase activity
Source: RefSeq, a predicted model, not a curated record